Bacillus rossius redtenbacheri is the source of this 2347-nucleotide messenger RNA. RefSeq names its product palmitoyltransferase ZDHHC6. Gene Ontology annotation, cellular component: Golgi apparatus. Lineage: Eukaryota; Metazoa; Arthropoda; Insecta; Phasmatodea; Bacillidae. The coding region runs from base 264 to 1484 and encodes 406 amino acids. The record is from RefSeq and is a predicted model, not a curated record. Gene Ontology annotation, molecular function: protein binding; palmitoyltransferase activity. The transcript has 8 exons. Gene Ontology annotation, biological process: protein palmitoylation.
AUCGAUAUAUCGUUUCCAUCUCUAAUAUGUAAAAAAAAAAUACGUCUCGCUGUCUUCGGUAGCCUUCACGCGGUAAAAUAAUGUUAUGAUAAAAUUAAUAAAAUGGUGUAUUGGAGCGCAGAGGUUAGGUUAGGUACGGCAGCAGGAGCAAAAUGCUUGAAUGUUUGUGUGCGUAACACGCGACACUCCUAGGUUCUAGAGAAUGCGUAGUUCAAUCUUAAAAUUGCGUUUGAAAAGGAACAAUAAGAAUAUCAUAUUUGUGUAUGCUUGGACUAUUUCUAAUAUAUUUUGCUCACGAGCCUUUUUUGUGGUAUAAAAUGUGUCGUGGCCCGUUCAAAAGAAUAUGUCAUUGGGGCCCGAUUACUGCUUUGGCGAUCAUCAAGGUGAUCACGUUCGCGGCCGUGCACUGCUGCAGCAUGUGGUGGCCGCCGGACGGCUCGGCCGCCGGGUUCCUGCACCUGUGCGUGUUCCUCCUGUUCAGCGGCCUCACCCUCUACCACUUCCUGAGUGCCAUGUACGUGGGGCCCGGGUACCUGCCGCCCGGCUGGAUGCCCGAGGUGACGGAGCAUUGUGAGUUCCUGCAGUUUUGCAACACAUGCGAGGGGUUCAAGGCUCCGCGUACGCACCACUGCAGGAAGUGUGGGCGGUGCGUGCAGAAGAUGGAUCACCACUGCCCGUGGAUCAACAACUGCGUGGGCCACCGCAACCACGCCCACUUCACCGCCUUCCUGUUCUUCGCGGUGUGCGGCUGCCUGCAGGCCACCGUGGUGUUGGGCUGCUCCCUGUACCGGGCCUUGAACCGGGUGUGGUACCUGUACUACGGGACGGGGGCGGAGCCCAUGGUGUACCUGUCCGUGUGGAUGCUUGUGCUGUGCGUCUUCUCGCUGGGGCUGGCCAUCGGGGUGGUGCUGGCCGUGGGCAUGCUCCUCGUCAUACAGCUGCGAGGGAUCCACCGCAACCGGACGGCCGUGGAGGACUGGAUCGUGGAGAAGGCGCGGGCCCGCCGGGGCGCCGCCGACCCCCCCUUCGUGCACCCCUACGACCUGGGCUGGAGGGACAACUGCCGGCAGGUGCUGAGCUGCAGCUGCGACCCCCGGGGCGACGGUCUUAGCUGGCCGGUGCGGGACGGCUGCGACCAGUUCACCAUCACCCGCGAGCAGAAGCAGCAGAAGCUGGAGAAGCGGCAGCGGACGCGGGUGUACACCGUGCACACGCCGUUCUCGGGCGCCUGGUUUCCCGUCUCGCACGGCUGGCAGGUCCUGUGCCACCCGCCGUUCACAGACGAGUCCCGCAUACGCCUGCGCCGCGGGGACACCAUUCACGUCACGCGAUGGAGGAGGCACUGGCUGUUCGGGGAGAAGGUGGCGCCCGGCACAGAGGACGGCUCCGACAGCGCCUCUCGCGUCAGGGGCUGGUUCCCGAGGGCGUGCGUGUGCGAGGUGAUGGACGGCACGGCGGACAGCGCCGACAAGAAGGUGAACUGAGCUGCGUCCCGUCCCGGACGUUCACCGUCACUCGAGCCGACGCGCGCCGUCCGCCCACUGGCUAGUUUCGGUCGGAGCUUCCUAGGCCACGCGUAGCGGCGUCCUGCCAAGUACCCUGGAACCUUCAGCUUGUGUGUCUAGUUUGAAUGCUAAAACCCAGGGGAAAAUAUUUGUAGGCCAAGUAAAACCAAGAGAGUAGAUUAGAAAUUUGAUUUUUUUUUUUUUUUUUUUAAUAACCUUCAAGCUCUUGAUAGUAACUUAUUCUUAGUUCAUAUUAAAAAAAAGACUGCACAAAGUAAGGAAACCUUGUUAUAAGCUCUUUAUAAGAAAUGUGCAGUUUCUUUUAUAAAUUAAAAUAAGGGGGAAAAAAAAAAAAGCCUCAGUUUUGGUGAGGAUAUUCAACAAAUUGUCCAUAACUUAUUGCUGUCCAUCUCGUGUCUAAGUAGGUUUUCCUUGUUGAGCAACCUAAUACGUUUAGUCUUGUCUGGACGCCUUCAUGCUGACUGGCAUCAUUUGAUUUGGCCACGACGCCAGCUUAACAUAGUCCUUUAAAGUCUGAGAAUUGGGUCACAGUUAUUGGUAGGGAGUGUGAUGAGUCAAUUUUUAAGUGCUGAGUUAGUUUAGUUUCAAAUAAGGAAUAUUAUUAUGUACAUAAUAGACAAGCGUGUGUGUGGAUCGAGGAGUAUCUCGUAGUAGCUCAAGUAAUUUAAGGAUGUGGAUUCUUCUGAAAAGUUGGUCACAUUUUGUAUGCUUGAGUACGAUGUAGUGUAUUUUGCUGUGAUGUAAAAGAAACAGUAUUUUAUGUUUUGUAAUAGUGUUUUCGCAAAAAAAAAACCUCUAUUGGAAUAAAAUCAAGUUAUGUA